UCAUUUCUCUACACAACUCACCCUUCAAAACACUCCAUCAAAAAAUAUAAAAAAUGGCGUCCCAAAAAAUGCUCCUGAAAAACGCUCUCAUCGUUCUCCUCUUCACAUUGACCAUCUUAGCAGAAACCGCGUUUUCGCAAAACUGCGGUAAAACUGGAUGUAAAGGCAACAUGUGCUGCAGCAGGUGGGGAUAUUGUGGCACUACAAACGCCUACUGCGGCACGGGAUGCCAGAAUGGACCUUGCAAAUCAAAACCUAAACCUACUCCUACUCCCAGCGGUAGCGGCGGUCUAAACGCUGGUCCACGUGGUACCAUAGCAAGCGUUGUCACACCAGCGUUCUUUAACAGCAUCAUGAGCAAAGUUGGAAAUGGUUGCCCAGCCAAAGGCUUCUACACUCGCCAGGCGUUCAUUGCGGCCGCUCAAUCGUUUCCAGCCUACAAAGGAACUGUCGCUAAGCGUGAGAUUGCAGCCAUGUUGGCUCAGUUCUCUCAUGAAUCUGGAAGUUUUUGCUACAAAGAAGAAAUAGCUAGAGGAAGGUACUGCUCACCGAGCAAAACGUAUCCAUGUCAACCGGGCAAGAACUACUACGGUCGUGGUCCCAUCCAAAUCACAUGGAAUUACAACUAUGGUGCAGCCGGAAAGUUCCUUGGACUUCCUCUCUUGAAGGAUCCAGAUAUGGUGGCUCGUAGCCCAACCGUGGCUUUCAAGUGUGCCAUGUGGUUCUGGAACUUGAAUGUGCGUCCGGUUUUGAGCAGAGGUUUCGGAGCCACAACGAGGAGGAUCAACGGUGGUGAAUGCGACGGUGGGCGUCCAGCCGCAGUGCAGAGCAGGGUUAACCAUUACUUGGAUUUCUGCAAGAAGCUUGGGGUCACUCCUGGAACCAACCUCAAGUGUUGAUCUACUCAAUGUGGUUUUUAAGUGUGUGUGUGUGUGUGUUUUAAAGAUUUCAUGUGUCGAAUAAUAAAGAAAAUAAGAGACUACUGGUCAUACACUAUAUGAUGUGUCUUAAGGUAACUAAUAUUGUGUUGUUUGUACAAGUCAUUAUCCAAUAAACAUAUUUCCUUUUUACACAUAAAACA
Molecule: messenger RNA, 1081 nt
Organism: Brassica napus (rape)
Lineage: Eukaryota; Viridiplantae; Streptophyta; Magnoliopsida; Brassicales; Brassicaceae
Product: endochitinase At2g43610-like
Exons: 2
Coding region: 54-899 (281 amino acids)
Biological process (GO): carbohydrate metabolic process; chitin catabolic process; cell wall macromolecule catabolic process
Molecular function (GO): chitin binding; chitinase activity
Source: RefSeq, a predicted model, not a curated record